This is a messenger RNA of Bufo gargarizans (Asiatic toad), 954 nucleotides long. Its product is annotated as olfactory receptor 1019-like. The coding region runs from base 1 to 954 and encodes 317 amino acids. NCBI's taxonomy places the organism in Eukaryota, Metazoa, Chordata, Amphibia, Anura, Bufonidae. The transcript has a single exon. Gene Ontology annotation, molecular function: G protein-coupled receptor activity; olfactory receptor activity. Gene Ontology annotation, biological process: G protein-coupled receptor signaling pathway. Gene Ontology annotation, cellular component: membrane. The record is from RefSeq and is a predicted model, not a curated record.
AUGGAGAUUUCCAACCAAACACUUCCAAGUUGGUUCUUCCUGCUUGGAGUAUCUACCGUUCCUCAAUUCCAGGUUCUGGGGUUUCUUCUAUUCUUGAUGAUUUAUAUGAUCACAUUGUCAGGAAAUUUUAUUUUUCUCAUUACUGUGUGGAUCAGCCCAACGCUACACACCCCUAUGUACUUCUUCCUGAGUAAUCUCUCUCUUAUUGAUAUAUGUUUCUCUUGCACCAUAAUUCCCGUAAUCCUCAGAAAUACUCUAUCUGCAGACAAGAGUAUUACAUUGGAGGGUUGUGCUUCCCAGCUCUUCUUUUCAUUAAUAGUUGGGGCAGCAGAGUGUGUCGUGCUUGCCGUCAUGGCCUAUGAUAGGUUUGUAGCCAUAUGUAGGCCAUUGCACUACAGCAGUAUUAUGAACAUUAAGGUUUGCAUUAUUUUAGCCCUCAUACCUUGGAUAGUUGGUUUUAUAGACUCCUGCAUACAAGUGCCCCUCACCUUUAGCCUUCCCUUCUGCAGGACUCAUCAUAUCAACCAUUUUCUUUGUGAACUGCCUCCUUUCUUACGAAUUUCCUGCAGAGAUCCUUGGCUUAAUGAGAUAGCAAUGUAUGUUGGAGCUGGGUUUAUUGUUUUAUGCUCUUUCCUCUUGAUUUUGAUUUCCUAUGUUUAUAUUAUCUCCGCCAUUAUGAGGAUCCGUUCCUCACAGGGAAGGUAUGCAGUAUUCUCUACAUGCAUUUCCCACCUCACUGUCGUCAUGCUCUAUUACGGAACCAUCAUGUCCAUCUAUCUUAGACCUCGAUCAUCUCAUUCUCCGAUGACAGACAAAACUGCAUCAAUUCUCUAUACGGUGAUCACGCCCAUGUUGAAUCCCAUCAUCUACAGCAUCAGAAAUAAGGAAGUGAAGAACUGUAUAAUAAAGAACAUAAAAAAACAAGACAAACUGUCCAAAAACAUUCUGACUUGA